GUUAGUACAAAGGCGCAACUCAUUAGAGCUGCUUCGCGUGUGUUUUGUUGUUUCACCAAGUAAUGUAAAAACGUUUCAUCCGACAUCUAACAAAAUAAUGGAACGUCGUCACAGUUACAGUUUGAGCAAGUCACCUUUAUCUAAGCCCAUGGCUGACUCCACAUGGAUUGGUGGCAUGUCUGCGUCACAGAGAUUAGUGACACAGGAAAUGCAAAAGAAUAUUUUCUUGAAAGAGCCCAGCAACUCCAGCAUUUGUUUAAGCAAUAGCUACACAAAUGGUUCACCGCAGAAAAAAAAUCUGCAUGCAAUAUCAAAAACAUCGUCGAGUGUAUCCAAAAUUACGCGACAACGGCUAAAUCUCAGUCAGCUGGAUCCCAAAACAUUUGCGGACGUAAACAGCAGUGGAUUAGCAUCGCGCAUUGUUGAAUACCAGAGGGACAGCAGCGGUGAUGGCCGUGGUCUGCACCGCAGCAUCUCUUAUAACAAUGUUUAUAGCCCGCUUACGCAGCCACGUCGUAGCAGCAUAGCUUCAUCGCCACUCUCUCAUAAGCCAAGUCUACCAUCGGUGUCCAUGACACGUAUUGCGCCACCUGAGCGAAGUUUUUACUGUGGCAAUACGUUGACCAGUUUGUUGCGCUCGAAUUCUUUAGUGGGCGUGGAGAAAAGAAGCGACCAACAGUUAUUGAGAGAGAAUCGUCCCAUUAUGCAUCCACCUCCACUGCAGCACGAAAGCGAACCGACGCGCAGUGUCCUUGAAGAGCUAAAGGAGAUUUCACGCAAGCGCAUUAAUAGCGGCGAAAUACAACCUAACGAUUACAACAGCAAAAAAAGUUGUAAUCGCAUAACUGACUAUGUGGAUCAUCAUUCACAUCAGCAUCAGUAUCAUCAGCAACAACAGCAGCAGCAGCAUCAGUUAUCCAUGUUGCAGCCACAGUCGAGCUUUAAGCGACAACGUGAAUUGACUGUUACAGUUCCAUUGCGUUCGCAUCAUCCGGCCAUAGCGCUGACACAGCAACAACAACAUCAGGCUUUACACAUGUCUGCACAUAAUUUUCCUGCGAGCAUUUCUCCACAGCAAUCACCAGAGCAGUUGGCCAAGCGUCGUAAUUGCAGCUACAGCAAUGACAUUGCAAGCUCCUUGAGUUCUAGUCAGCUGCAUAGCAAUAAGCGUAAGUUAUACGACAUGCGCUCAGCAAACAACACGUCUACACACAACGACAAUGCCAGAAGACGCAGCAACAGUUGCAGCUCACCAGAGACUUCACCACGACCACAGGGGGCCAAGAUACAGCGAAGUCAGCCGUCUACAACAGACUUACAACUGGAGCAAUUGACUAGGACGCAGAGUACGCCAAUCACUCCUCUACCGGCGACUCCAGCCCAACGUACGGUCUCCGACCCCCUAGUACAUACAAACUACGAGUCGAAACCCAAAUUGACACUGUUUAAUGCACAACAACGACAACCGCAACAGCAGCAGCCGCAGCAGCAACACCAGCAACAAAAAGAACUGCAGCAGCAGCAGGUUGAUUUAGAUAGUCCCGAUGUGGACGCCAACGAAUAUGCGGGUAUACAGUUUGUGAAGCCCAAACAGGAGCACUCAAUUGGCACUAGCAAGAACUCCCAUUUGGAGCGUACACAGAAAACGAAACUGGCUUUAAUGUUGAGUAGCCUGCGGGGUGAAAUCUAUCAAGACGAAACGUCAACUGAUGUACUGGAUGCUACUAAAGUUACAGCAUCUGUUGAACUAACAACAACAAAAAAUACAGCCAUAGCAACAAUUACAAAUGUUACAACGAACACAACAUCGACUAAGCCAACUAUACUUGCGGCGACUACAGAACAAACAGCCCUAACUCAAAGAGUAACAGCUACAACAACAACAGAAACUACAAUAGAACAAACGACAUCAACAUCAACAACAGCAAUAUCUACAAUAACUGCGCCAACAACUAGCUGCAAUAGCACAUCUGUGCUACCAUUAAACGAUGCUACAAAAAAAUUAAACGAAGAUUCAUCAACUGGAAAAGGUGCUCUUCUGGGUUUUACCCUGCCCGCUGCAACAAACAAGCAAAUAACAACGGCACCUGUAACAACGGCACCUGUAACAACGGCACCAUCAACAGCUAUAACAUUUAUGAAUUCGAUGUCGACUGCUACAGCUACAACAGCAUUCGCUGUAUCGCCAGCGUUUGCUUUUAGCAAGCCAGCAGUUUCAACAGAUACAAAACUGAUUACAGCGACAGCAGAACCAACAGCAAAAACGGAUCCAGCGAAAGCAACAUUAACAUUUGGAAAUGUACAAGCUACAGAAACGGGAUUAGGGGCACAAGCAGCAGCAACUACAGUACAAGCAGCACCAGCACCAAACCCCACGUUUAAUUUUGGAAAGUCUGCAGUAGAUGCAGUAACAAGUACUGCACCAAUUGCAAUAUUGACACCUGUGCCAACUACAACAGCAGGCGUUCCAGUGGGUAGCUUAGGCAAAGCUCCAACUCAAACUAUAUCAGCAACAAUUGAACCUGCUCCAGCAACAAUCAAACCCAUUUCAUUUGGCAGCAGCAACACCAACAGCAAUAGUGAAGCAGCAGCAGCAACUGUUGCUACAGGUACUCCUGCACCUCCGGUGAAUAAUAUUUCAUCUCUUGCUACAGGUACUCCUGCACCUCCGGUGAAUAAUAUUUCAUCUCAGCCCAAGGAACCGACGCACAGCUUUGACAUCGCUGCUAAAUCAGUUGCAGCACCUUCACCAGCACCAUUUAGUUUCGGCAAAAGUCCUGCAGCACCAGCAACAUUGCCCCUAUUUAGUAGUGCAGGUGCCACAGGACAGCUCGCGUUUAACUUUGGUGGUGCCGGAGCUGUUGCUGCUAGUGAAACUCCUACUUUUGCAACUACAGCACCACCAGCAGCUGUUCCACCAUCAGAAAAUAGCCCGAAUUUAUUUGCAUUUGGCGGUGCAAGCAAGCCCAUUGCAAAGGCAACGCCUUUCACGCUGCCCAACAAAAGCGGUGGCAACAAUCUGUUUAGCUUUGGCGCUGGUGGCGAUGGACCCAAAAUUGUAGGAACAACAACAGCAGCACCAGCAGGUGCGGUGGUCAACAGCUUCAACUUUAAUGGAACAGCUCCCGUUGCACUCGGAGCAGAAUUAGCUACAAACGCAUUCAAUUUCAAUGCCACGCCCAAGCAGACCCCUUUAUUCGGUAGUGGUAAUACAACGGAAAGCAAAUCAUUUACCUUUGGUGGCACGGAAAAUACGCAACAACAGCAGCAGCAACAACAGCAGCAGCAACAGCAGCAGCAACAGCAGCAGCAACAGCAACAGCAGCAACAGCAGCAACAGCAACAGCAGCAAGAACAGCAGCAACAACAACAGAGAACACCAGCAGUGGGCGGCUUUUCCUUUUCAACGGUGACUCCAAAAAGCGAGGCCACAAACCUAUUUAAAACGCCGUUAGCCGUUGGAACUGGCGGACUGAAAACAGGUUUUAAUUUUUCAGGCAACACAACUUCAGCAACAGCGGCAGCUCCUGCGGGAGCCAUCGCGCCAGGCAACGGCUUUGGUGGUUUUGCGACACCGUCAGCAGCAGCAGCGCCUUCUAACGUUAACAAUCAGAAACUCUUUACAUUUGGCAGCAGUGCGACGGCCAGCAAUGCCACAAAUCCAGGUGGAAGUCUGUUUGGCAGCGCAGUGUCCGCAGUACAGAACCAACAACAGGCUAAGCCUGGCGGCUUCUCCUUCAGCGCUAGCAAUCCCACCAACAGUAACACAACCAAUGCCAAUGUCCCAUUUGCCUUUGGUGGCAUCACAUCGCCGCAGGCCAGCAGUAACAAUGUAGCCAAUAAGCCGUUCUCCUUUGGCACCAACGCCGGUAAUUCAACCCCAUCGAUUGUCUUUGGCAGCCCAGCGCCGCCAACGAAUGGCGCUGCGUUCAGUUUUGGUAGUGGUGCUAAUGCUGCUGCCACGCCGACAACGGCUACUGGCAUGCCUGGCCAGCAGAUGAAUGUAUGUGCGCCGCCCAGCACACCGGAAAACCGCCCCAUUAGACGAGCCACACGCCGUCUGCAAAAGUAGAACUGAAUCCGACCGUCAAUCUAUGCACCGAUUAAAUUUAAGCCUUAAGUAAUGCAACAGUUUCUUUGCAUGAAGUUUAGUUAUAACCUGCAACUAUAAUUAGUCACAAUUAAGUUAUUUGGCCAAUGUUAAAUGAAAAUAAAAAUCACAAAAAAAGUGUGUAAACGAAUAAA
Messenger RNA from Drosophila hydei, 4245 nucleotides. Its product is annotated as flocculation protein FLO11. The transcript has 6 exons. NCBI's taxonomy places the organism in Eukaryota, Metazoa, Arthropoda, Insecta, Diptera, Drosophilidae. The coding region runs from base 98 to 4072 and encodes 1324 amino acids. The record is from RefSeq and is a predicted model, not a curated record.